Molecule: messenger RNA, 547 nt
Organism: Staurois parvus
Lineage: Eukaryota; Metazoa; Chordata; Amphibia; Anura; Ranidae
Source: the annotation of a GenBank genome assembly
GGUGUCAAACUGGUGGCCCUCCAGCUGUUGCAAAACUACUAGUCCCAUCAUGCCUUGCCUUUGGGAGUCAUGCUUCCAUAUCUGCCAAUCCCUCCACUGGCCUCCACUCAGUGUCCCCCAUCCCUCUCUGCCAAUCCCUCCACUGGCCUCCACUCAGUGUCCCCAUCCCUCUCUGCCAAUCCCUCCACUGGCCUCCACUCAGUGUCCUCCAUCCCUCUCUGCCAAUCCCUCCAUUGGCCUCCACUCAGUGUCCUCCAUCCCUCUCUGCCAAUCCCUCCACUGGCCUCCACACAGUGUCCCCCAUCCCUCUCUGCCAAUCCCUCCACUGGCCUCCACUCAGUGUCCCCCAUCCCUCUCUGCCAAUCCCUCCACUGGCCUCCACUCAGUGUCCCCCAUCCCUCUCUGCCAAUCUCUCCACUGGCUUCCCAUAGCCCAAUGAAUAAAAUUCAGAACAUUAACAAUAACGUAUAAAGCCGUUUAUAACUCCGCCCCAAAUUACAUCACCGAUCUUGUCUCCAAAUAUCACCCUAACCGUCCUCUCCAAUCC